CAAUUCAAGGUUAUUUCAAGAUAAUCGUACAUCUCCAUGUUUUGUACGAGGAAAUUGAAGACUUUUUCUAUUUUUUAUACAAAAAUGUUUGAAUUGUUAGCUCAUUAAUUUAGUUUUAAUAAUUAAAAGAAGAGCUUAUUCCCAUUACGAUCCAUUAAGGAUUGUGGAAAACAUGGCCGACGAUUUCGAUAUCGAGGCUUUACUAGAAGCUCCCUUCAAGAAAGAAGUAAACGGCGAGCAUCAGCCGCCAUCUGAACCUACUUUUAACGAUGAAGAGAGAAACGGCGAUAAAUCAGAAGAUAAUAAAUUCAGCAGUAAUGGAGUCAGUAGCGGUGGCAGUGCCGGAGGCGAUGCCAAUGGAAGCACUGGCGGUAGUGGCAAAAGUAAACAUCGAGAUAGAUCACGCGAUCGCGAUCGUGAAAGACGCGGCAGCAAAACCAGACACCGGAGUAGAUCUCGUCAUCGUAGCAAAUCACCGAGACACCGAAGUCGUUCGAAAAAACGUAGUCGAUCCCGUCACCGUAGCAAAUCAUCUCGCCUUAAGAGUAAAUCGCCUAAAAAGCGAAGUAAAUCUCCUAGGAAUCGCAGCAAAUCACCUAAAAAGCGGAGUAAAUCUCCUAGGAAUCGCAGCAAAUCACCUAAAAAGCGGAGUAAAUCUCCUAGGAAUCGCAGCAAAUCACCUAAAAAGCGAAGUAAAUCUCCUAGGAAUCGCAGCAAAUCACCUAAAAAGCGGAGUAAAUCUCCUAGGAAUCGCAGCAAAUCACCUCGUCAUCUCAGCCGUACAAAACGUAGCAGAUCUCGUCAUAGGAGCAGGUCACCACGUCCCCCUGUAGGUAUUGAUCGAGAUAGAGAUCGUGACCGUCAUAAUUUCAAACAUCGAUCGCGAUCACGUAGCCGAGAUCGUCGUCGAAGGAAGAAAUCAUUGACUCCUAUCUCGUUACCCGGUAGACGCGAUCCUUAUCCUCCUUAUCCAAGGAGACCACCUCCCAUGUCUGACGAUUUGACACCGGAGGAAAGAGAUGCUAGGACUAUAUUUUGUAUGCAACUGUCACAAAAAAUCCGAGCCAAAGAUUUAGAAGAGUUCUUCUCAUCAGUUGGCAAAGUAAGAGACGUUAGAUUAAUUACAUGUAAUAAAACCCGCCGGUUUAAAGGCAUAGCAUAUAUCGAAUUCAAAGAUCCAGAAUCUGUUGCUUUGGCUUUAGGACUAAACAACCAGAAAUUAUUAGGUAUUCCGAUUAUAGUACAACCCACUCAAGCAGAAAAGAAUAGAAUCGGAAACACGAUGCCAAAUCUGAUGCCACGAACGCAUCCUGGACCUGUACGACUCUAUGUUGGCUCUUUGCAUUAUAAUAUCACAGAAGACAUGUUACGAGGCAUAUUCGAACCAUUCGGCAAAAUUGACAGUAUCAUGUUAAUGUGUGAUCCAGAAACUGGACGGUCUAAAGGAUAUGGCUUUGUAACGUAUCAUAAUUCCGAGGAUGCUAAAAAAGCUUUGGAACAGAUGAACGGUUUCGAAUUAGCCGGUAGACCUAUGAAAGUAAAUAAUGUUACAGACAGACACGAAUUCGUACAAACUGGGCCUGGUAUUGACGAAACGGAUGAACGAGCUGGUAUCGAUUUAGGAGCUACUGGAAGACUGCAAUUAAUGUAUAAAUUAGCUGAAGGAACUGGUAUGCAGAUUCCGGCAGCGGCUGCAAGCGCUUUAAAUUUGAACCCUCAACCUGCACCGGUUAUUCAACAAACCGCCCCACCGAUAGCUACACAAUGCUUUUUAUUAGCAAAUAUGUUCGACCCGAACGCCGAAUCAGCAGAGAAUUGGGAUAUUGAAAUAAGAGAUGACGUUAUCGAAGAAUGCAAUAGGCACGGUGGAUGCGUACACGUGUUCGUCGAUAAAGCAUCUCCACAAGGUAACGUUUACGUGAAAUGUCCAACAAUCACGACAGCCGUAGCUGCGGUCAAUUCGCUUCAUGGACGUUGGUUCGGAGGUCGAGUGAUUACAGCAGCCUACGUUCCUGUUAUAAAUUACCAUAAUUUAUUCCCCGAAACGAUUACAGCGUCAACUUUAUUAGCGCAAUCGAAGAAAGCAGCGGUGUGAUGUAUAUAUUCGGCGACACUGAGUCAAAUUCAUGGAGUGCAUUCCAAAAUAAAACUGGAUAUUUACGUCUUUUUGAACGCACUUUUAUUAUUACCUUUAAUCGAACGAUUAGCUUUUUCCCAUUUCUAUCUUUGAUUAGUGGAAGUAAUUGAAAAUUGAUAAUGAAAUUGUACGUUUGUAUUCGUUUUUUGGGGCUUAAGUUGUUUUACUAUUUUUUUCCCUUUGUCAUUCACUGUAUUGUGUUUUUGAGAAUUUUAACGGUGUCGAGUUAGAGAUGAGUACGGAUACUAUAGGACUGAUAUUGGUAACCUUGCGUCGGGAUUUACGAUAAGAAUAUGUAUGUAAAAAUUAUUCUACGAUGUGUUUAUAUUAUAUAAAAGUGUUGUGUACCUAA
Messenger RNA from Planococcus citri (citrus mealybug), 2489 nucleotides. Its product is annotated as RNA-binding protein 39-like. Gene Ontology annotation, molecular function: RNA binding; U1 snRNP binding. Gene Ontology annotation, biological process: mRNA processing. Lineage: Eukaryota; Metazoa; Arthropoda; Insecta; Hemiptera; Pseudococcidae. The coding region runs from base 173 to 2095 and encodes 640 amino acids. The transcript is spliced from 11 exons. The record is from RefSeq and is a predicted model, not a curated record. Gene Ontology annotation, cellular component: nucleus.